Molecule: messenger RNA, 1460 nt
Organism: Williopsis jadinii
Lineage: Eukaryota; Fungi; Ascomycota; Saccharomycetes; Phaffomycetales; Wickerhamomycetaceae
Gene: POL31
Product: DNA-directed DNA polymerase delta subunit POL31
Exons: 1
Coding region: 53-1408 (451 amino acids)
Biological process (GO): DNA replication; DNA strand elongation involved in DNA replication
Cellular component (GO): delta DNA polymerase complex
Molecular function (GO): DNA binding
Source: RefSeq, a predicted model, not a curated record
GGGACUAGCCAUUGGUUCAAGUCACGAGCAAGCAAUGCCUUCAAUAGGGAACAUGGCCAUUCCAAACGAGUUCCAGCAAGAAUCGGAGCAUGCUGUUGUUACGAGGUGUGAAAUUGAUUCUAAGAGCGGAUUCAAAUCUCAUGAUCUGUACGUGUUGAAUGAGCGUUCCUACUCGAAUCAGUUUGCUCCCAUGUACUUCAACCGACUACAGGUGUUGAGGCCAAGGGUGUCCCACAGUGCUACGAAGAAGUGGGCCAAUGAGUCCAUCAACGGCACCAAAGUGGUCAAGAGGGAUAAGGUCUUGGACGUGAAGCCCUCUGAGCCCAGCUGGGUCAUUGGUACGGUGUAUAUGGAGAUGAAGUACAAGCCUAACAUCCUGGAGGAGGUUAGUAAGAAUAACGUCAACGUUGACGUGUCCGGGAUAGAGUCAUAUGUGGAUCAAGAUCUUGACGAGAUAUACCUGGAGGACGAAAGUGGUAGGAUUCUCCUGGAUGGUGAUAUCUUUAAGUCUACUGUGCUUUGCACUGGUGUUGUUGUUGGGGUCUUAGGUAUGGAGACGAAGCCGGGAUGCUUUACCGUUGUUGAUAUUGUUUAUCCAUUAAUGAGCGCACAGAAGCCCACCAGAGCUUCACAGGGGAAAGUGGCUAUCUGCUCAGGCUUACAAUUCACUGGAAUCUGGGACGCUAAGCACGCCCUAUUGCAAGAUUACCUGACUGGUGAACUCGGCCAUGACUCUUCACAAUUGACACGUCUUAUCAUUGCCGGUAACUCUGUUAGGGUGCAAGAACAAGAUCAAGUCCAGCAGAGGAAUAAAUACGGAGCUAAGAACAAGUCCAACUUUUCGCAACAAUCCAUCAGCCAGCUGGAUUCAUUUAUCCAUGCUUUGUUACCUUCAAUACCAGUUGAUCUAAUGCCAGGCGAAUCUGAUCCAGCAGAAAUAUCACUUCCACAGCAACCUCUUCACAGAGCACUGUUCCACAAGUCACAGAGUUAUCUCAAAUCAAAUAACUUCAACACUCUGACAAAUCCACAAUGGUUCCAAUUCAACGAAUUGAGAGUUUUGGGCACCAGUGGAGAAAACGUCAAUGACGUUUAUAAGUACGUUGUACCGGACUCUCUACAAGUUUCCAGAUUACCAAUUGUGGAGGCUUCACUCCACUGGCAAAACAUCGUGCCGACUGCACCGGACACAUUGGCAUGUUACCCUUUUGAAAGGGAUCCAUUUACUAUGACAGAGACUCCACAUGUCUAUUUCAUAGGUAACCAACCACGGUUUGAGACAAAGUUACUCUCCUUAGAGAGAGGGCAGGUAAGAAUCAUCUGCGUUCCAGAUUUUAACAAGUCUGGUCAAUUGGUUGUAUUGGACACAGAUACCUUAGAUGCCAAUGUUGUUACGAUAUCGUCAUAAUUCGAUAGUUCAUAGUGUAUUUAUAUACAUGAUAUAGAUGGUAUAUUUACAG